Molecule: messenger RNA, 3712 nt
Organism: Rana temporaria (common frog)
Lineage: Eukaryota; Metazoa; Chordata; Amphibia; Anura; Ranidae
Product: keratin, type II cytoskeletal 5-like
Exons: 9
Coding region: 94-1785 (563 amino acids)
Biological process (GO): intermediate filament organization; keratinization
Cellular component (GO): keratin filament
Molecular function (GO): structural constituent of skin epidermis
Source: RefSeq, a predicted model, not a curated record
GCAGAGGUUUGUACUCAGAGGCGUCCUGGCUCUAUCACCCAUCUCCUUUUUCUGUUUAUUCACAUUUUCAUUUUUAUCAACUUCUAAGCCACGAUGAGUCAAUUUAAGCAGUUUGGUGGUGGAGCCCAGAAGAAGGGUUUCAGCUCAUUCUCUGUGUCCAGAAGUAGUGGAAGCUUUGGAAGUGCUGGAGGUUCUGGAGGUGGUGGAGGUGCUGGAGGAGCUGGUGGAGCCGGUGGAGGAGGUUUUGGUAGCAGAAGCCUUUUUAACGUGGGAGGUAGAAGGACCAUCUCCAUCAGUACCGCAGGUGGUCAAGGUGGAUAUGGUGGAGGUGGCUUUGGUGUAGGAGUUGGUGGUGGUGGCUUUGGUGGUGGAGGCUUUGGUGGUGGAGCAGGAGGAUUCGGUCAAGGGUUUGGUUCUGGGGGAGGCCAAGCUGGUAUUCAAGAGGUGACAAUUAACCAAAGUCUUCUGGCACCACUGAAUUUGGAGAUUGAUCCUGAGAUACAAAAAGUCAGACUCCAAGAAAGGGAACAGAUUAAAACCUUGAACAAUAAAUUUGCCUCCUUCAUUGAUAAGGUACGGUUCCUUGAGCAACAAAACAAAGUACUUGAAACAAAAUGGAGCCUCCUGCAAGAACAAGGAGGGCAAGUCAAGGGUGGAGCCCGUGGCAAAAGCAAUAUUGAAGCUAUAUUUGAUGCAUACACCAACAGCCUGAAGAGGCAGUUGGAUGCUUUACAAAAUGAUAAAUACAGGCUGGAUGGAGAGCUUAGGAACAUGCAAGACUUGGUGGAUGACUUCAAGAACAAAUAUGAAGAUGAAAUCAACAAGAGGACCUCAGCAGAAAAUGACUUUGUUAUACUUAAGAAGGAUGUAGAUGCUGCCUACAUGAACAAGGUAGAGCUUGAAGCUAAGGUUGAUGCUUUGACUGAUGAGAUCAACUUCCUCAGGACUCUCUACGAACAAGAAAUGGGUCAGCUGCAGGCUCAGAUAUCGGACACCUCAGUCGUCCUCUCCAUGGACAACAACAGAGCUUUGGAUCUGGACAGUAUCAUCGCUGAGGUGAAGGCUCAGUAUGAGGACAUUGCCAAGAGGAGCAGAUCAGAGGCUGAGGCUACCUACUCAGUCAAGGUCAAGGAGCUGCAAGCAUCAGCUGGUGCACAAGGUGAUGUUCUCCGCAAUACCAAGAAUGAGAUUUCUGAGCUAAAUCGCAAACUCCAGAGGCUUCGCGCUGAGAUUGAAAAUAUAAAAAAACAGAAUGCCAAACUUCAGACAGCCAUUGCUGAGGCAGAGGACCGUGGAGAGCUUGUCCUGAAAGAUGCUCAUGCCAAACUUGCCGAGCUAGAAGCAGCUCUUCAGAAGGCAAAACAAGAGAUGGCUCGCCAGCUGAGAGAAUACCAGGAACUGAUGAAUGUCAAAUUGGCUUUGGAUGUGGAGAUUGCCACAUACAGGAAACUGCUGGAAGGAGAAGAGACCAGGUUGUCCACAGACAACAAUUUCAGCAUUUCUGUGGUCAGUGGAAAGACCUCCCUGGCAUCUGGAGGCGGUGGAGCCGGAGGAAGCUAUGGCGGUGGCUUCGGCGCUGGCAGUGGCUUCGGCGCUGGUGGUGGCUUUGGCGCUGGUGGUGGCUUCGGCUCUGGUGGUGGCUAUGGUGCUGGCGGCAGCGGUGGUUCUGCUGGAGGCUUUGGAUUCAGCUCUGGCAGCUCUUCGGGAUAUGGAAUAUCAGCUGGCGGUGGCGGUGGCAGUGGCAGCGUGAGAUUUGUGUCCAACCAAUCAAGCUACAGAAGUUAAAUCUCUCAUGCUCCACUUUGGCACAGUUCAAAUUCCUUCUUUUGCUUACCACUAAAUUGAGUUACUGCGUUACCACCAGAUUAUUCUCUAUUGCUAUUCCUUGGUUUGUGCUACAUUUGGAAACUAAGUAGAAACACAUUUUUCAUAUAGGAUGAGGGUAGGGAGCAUGGGCACUCACUUUUUUUUUAGUUGUGAAAGCUUUACAAUAUUUCGGCCUGCAUCAACCACAUCUCUAAGUGUCUUCAUCACCAGAAAGGACCAGGCCUAGUGUCUACUUUCCUUGUCCUUAUUAAAACUCUAUUAUUUAAAUGCAGGUGAAUUGACAUAACUUGUUGCCUGCAAUUUUUCAGUUUCCAACUGUAUUCCCAACUGUAUUAUCCCAGCUAAGGCUUUAAAUACUAUUUUCUACACAUUUCAUGCCUUUUCCCCAAUGGCAAAAGCCUUCUGCUUAAAAGAAAAAAAAAAUCAACCUAUAAAAAAAUAAUUUCGAAACUUCAUGAACAAAACUGAGCUGUAUUUGACAUCUUAGCAGCUACAACAAUGUCAGAUACUGAAGCUUGAUACAUGGGCUUAUGUAAUACAACAGCAAAGAGUAUUCAGGUUUUGUUUUGUGUAAUCAGACAUAUGUAAGGUGAUAAGUAGUUUGUAGAAAGGCUAACUCAUACCAUUGCUCUUAACAUUAUGUAAUUAACUAAUCCAACACAAUAAUUUGCUUAUAAGGCAGGGUAAAAAUGAUUGUCAAUUUUGGAUUUAUAAUUAGAAAUUGUAGGUCCAUGUCUAAGAGUGCUAAUGUGCAAAAGGCGCACUUUCCUUGAAUUUUUUCCUCCGUCCAUGCCAUCUACAUCAUAAUAUGAAAAAUUCUGUAUUUCACUGACUUUUAAAAAAACUUUGUCCAGCGAGCACCUAUACCAAAGUGCAUCCAUCCCAAUUGCCAAACAGGAGCCGAAGGUUGGUAUACUGCAGCCAUGCAGUCCCAUAAGAGACAGAAUUCUAUAUACUGCUCCGGAGAAUAAGAGGAGCAAUCAUUACCCAACCUUCUAAAUAUGAUGGGAUUCUUGCAAAGGUCAUUCAGAUGCUGUUUAGUCAUUAAAAAGGAAAGAUGGGGAAAGAGGAAGCUUAGUAUGGUCCAUAGAAACAUGAAACCUGCCUAACAUAGCACCUAAGUUAGUUUACAGUAUGGCUGGUAUCUGUGUAUUGUGGUACCUGAAUACCACUAAACAUGACAACAUAAUGUAUAUAGCAUGGUAUAUGUCAACAUAGCACCUCAUUAAUAUAAUACAUGCUAGCAAAGCACCCAUGUAAAGUGGCACUGUGACAUGGUUGAUUGCAGCAAAGCACUGUAUACCAUAGCACCUGUGUAAAAUGCGACUUCAGAAACAAAAUAUAGGGCAACAAGAAGCUUCUGUAAUACAUCACCUAUAUUUAGAAUGUCAUCUUUUGGUCAGUGCUUCAGGCUCCAGACGUUUUACACUCACAGGCUCCUGAGCUAAGUACCUUGUCCUAUUCUUUGGUCUUAAAUGAAGCCAUGCAAAGUGGAAGGAUAGUAUGUGAUAUGUUGUAACUUUCUGCAAUCAAUCACAAACCAUCUCUCAGCUAAUUUGUCAACAGUAAUGUGAACAAUGAUAGGUUUCUAUUGUUUACUGUAAUUCGCAGGUCAUCUAUGCAUUACUACUGUCUUACCGAAUAGGCUGCAUAUGUAAAAUUGCACUGGUCUGUAAUAACCAAUAAAAUCUCAGUUAACGGUAAUGAGACCAGAAUAAGAUGAUGUGUGGUUGCUUUACUAUGGGUAAAUGAUUAUGAUACACUAUGAUUUAUUCUACUGCCUUAUUAAGCAACAAACAUUUAGAUGUACACGGUUGCUGCUGUAUGAGUUUACAUCUGCUCUGCAUUUUGUAACACAAAUAAAGGAAGAUCUUUCAUAUACAAA